AGUCAAGAGCUCCUCACUGAAACUGAACCUCUCACCCUAACAGCAGUGGUUUUCCGUCGGUGGGGGUGUUCUGGGGGCAGUUUUUUUUUUUUUUUACUUCUGGUGAGAGAGGGUGAUGCUGUUCUCUGUUCACUGGGAAUGUAUUGACUGAGGAUCCAACUCUCAGCCUUCCAGCUGGACCCUGCUGCUGCUCUGCACACAGCGUGGGGUUUAAACCAGGACACAGACACACCUGACGGCUGAGCUCUCCCACUGACCAGUCUCCUAAUUAAACCAUGAGGAUCUUCCUCCUGCUCUGCCUGCUGGCGCUAGGCAACGCCAAACCCUACCAGCCAAUCAAUGUCAUGGACUUCUUGAAAAACACUGACAUCAUGAUGGCUGAUGCAAGUGAUGAAGAUGACGAUGAUGAUGAUGAUGAUGAUUAUGAAGAUGAGAACUGUCCGGCCGGUUGUCAUUGCUCACCCAGAGUGGUGCAGUGUUCAGACCAGGGUCAGAUUUCUGUUCCUGAGAAGAUUCCUGAGGACACUGUGUUGCUAGACCUCCAAAACAAUGAUAUCACUGAGAUCAAGGAGAACGACUUUAAAGGCCUCCACAAGCUUCAUGGCCUGUUUCUGAUCAACAACAAGAUCUCCAAGAUUCACCCCAAGGCCUUCAGAAACAUGGCCCAUCUCAGACUGCUGUACCUCUCCUACAACCUGCUGACUGAGAUCCCUGCCAACCUGCCUCCCAACGUUGUCGAGCUCCGCUUCCAUGAAAACAAGAUCAACAGAAUCCAGAAGGAUGCGUUUAAAGGCCUGAGGAAGCUGCAUGUGCUGGAGCUGGGCGCCAACCCUCUGGCCAACAGUGGGAUUGCACUGGGAGCUUUCAACGGCUUGUCGACCCUUUAUAUCGGUAUAGCAGAGGCCAAACUAACCGCUGUACCAAAAGACCUCCCAUCCUCUCUCACAGAGCUGAGCCUGGACUACAACAAGAUCGCUAAAGUGGAAAUAGAAGACUUCAUCAGAUAUAAAAAUCUGCAGAGGCUAGGACUCGGUUUUAACCAGAUCAAGUAUGUAGAAAAUGGCAGCCUUGCCAGCAUCCCAAACGUCCGUGAGAUCCACCUGGACAACAACCGUCUGAAAAAGGUCCCACCGAGCCUCAACACCUUGCGCUACCUCCAGGUGAUUUACCUCCAUGGCAACAAAAUCACCAGUGUGGGAGUCAACGACUUCUGCCCCAUCACACCCAGCGCUAAGAAGAACCUGUACACAGGCAUCAGUCUGUUUGCCAAUCCUGUUAAAUACUGGGACAUCCAGCCGGCCACCUUUCGCUGUGUGAGCGGACGGAGGGGUGUUCAGCUGGGAAACUUCAGAAGGAAGUAGGAAGCGAAAACGAUGCAUUUUAGACAGCUAAAAUACCGAGAACUGCCCAUAUCCCCGUUACAGUAUAAGAAAGGAGAAGGAAAUAAUUGUGAUAGUUAAAACAAGAUCAAACUGGAUUCCUAAAGUGUUUACUGUUUGGAAAUGAGAGAAAAUUUCAUGUUAUAUUGAUGUAUAUUAGAAAGUGUAGUACAUGUUGUUGAAUGCUGGUACCAUUUACACAUAAAGGUUCUCGGCCAGGGAAAAAACAAACAUCACAACAGAACUGUAGUCUGAAUGUUGGGCCUGAAAAUGAAUGUUAAAUCAUAAGCUACAACACAAAGAAAAAUUUCCCAACAGCUACAGCCAGUAUACAGGGGGUGGACGUAAUAACAUUAACAGCUGUUUACUAUAAUGAAAUUCAACAUAAGUGCCCUCCCUGCCUUUGAGAGGUGAUCCUCAGCUUUUAUCCCUGAACUUUUGCUGUGUCUACUUUCCCAGGAAAAGAGCGCCUCCCUCUGGUCACUUGUUGUAUAAUUCCACCCAAUGGUCUGACUUGAGUAGUAUUACAUGCUGAUGCCUUUUUUUAACAAAAGUGAUGCCUUUAAGUUCUUUUCUUUCUAGUUUAAAAAUAAGACAACUUUUAAUAAAAUAUUAAGUAAAAAAAAUUCUAAGUUUUAAACAACAGUGAACAAAAUACUUUCUCCUCUUUUGCCAUUCCUUACAUAUUAUAUUUACGCCUUUUUUGAAGUUGAGACAUGGUAAUCAUCACAGAGGAGUCCCGAUAUGGCCAGAGCUGCAAAAUAACAGGAGCCACCACUUUUAAUCAAUCACAUUUUCCCUCCAGCAGAAGUCUGUAGAGUCAAUGAAUGACGCUGGCAUUACUUAGUGCAAUAAGUCACUCUGAAGCCCCAUGUCUGUCUUUACCUGGAUGUUUUAUAUUAUCUCACUGCAUGUCUGUGUUGUCUUUAUUUAGAAGCUGAGAGCUACAUGUCAGACUGGAUUAUACAUUGUCCUUGAUGUAAACCCAAAAUGUCACUUUGUUUUAAUGAACUGUAGCAACCAGGUGAACUACAAAUAUUAAAAUUAUAAGCAGGUGAUGUAAUUCUCAAUCUGGAAUGUCUGAGAGCAUCUUUACAAACAUGUUUCCUCCAGUGUUCUCUCCUCUGAAAUGGUGCUAUAUUUAUUUAGUAUGUCUUUAAAUAAACCUGGAACACCUCCCCA
This is a messenger RNA of Epinephelus lanceolatus (giant grouper), 2561 nucleotides long. It is a transcript of the gene aspn, whose product is annotated as asporin (LRR class 1). The record is from RefSeq and is a predicted model, not a curated record. Gene Ontology annotation, molecular function: protein binding. Lineage: Eukaryota; Metazoa; Chordata; Actinopteri; Perciformes; Serranidae.